UUGCUGAGGCGGCUAAAGACCCUCUUAUUGGUUUUAUUCAUUUUCGAUUCGAAGUGGAAGACGGCCAGGCGGUGGUUUACCUUUAUGAGCUGCAAAUAAGUGAGGAGUACCAGGGUUUAUCGAUUGGCCGUCGUUUGCUGCUGCUGUUUGAAGUUUUUAUUUGCAAAUUUAAUUCUCGUUUGUCUCAAUUUAAAUUCCUCCCCAAAACAAAUAAGGUCAUCCAAACCCCAGCAGCAGCAGCAGCAGCAGCAGCAGCAGCAGCAGGAGGGGGGGCCACAGCAGCAGCAGCAGGAGGGGGGGCCACAGCAGCAGCAGCAGGGGGUGCCUCAGCUGCAGCAGCAGCGCCGGGCUGCGACGCAGCCACUGCACCCGCAGCAGCAGCUGCGGAAACACCAGCAGCAGCAGCAGCAGGAGCAGCCGCAGCGGCACCAGCAGCAGCAACUGCUGCAGCACCACCUGCAACAGCAGCACCAGCAUCGGCACCAGCAGCAGCACAACCAACAGCAGCAGCUGAAGCAGCAGCCGCAGCAGCAGAACCAGCAGCAGCAGCAGCGGGACCAACAGCAGCAGCAGCAGCACAAGUAACAGCAGCAGCAGCAGCAGAACCAACAGCAGCAGCAGCAGCACAACCAGCAGCAGCAGCAGCAGCAGAUGAAUUGCUGCUGCCUUUGCGUUUUAAAAAGAUAAUGUGCACUGUGCUGCGCUGCAACAAAAGGGCUGUUGCAUUUUACAAGAAAAGCUGCGGAUACACCUCAGACGAGUCUUGUCCUUACUAUUUGCUGCUGCAGCAGCAGCAGCAGCAGCAGCAGCAGCUCGCACCCGACACAGAAAGCGAGGAGGAAGAAGAGCCGGAAUAUGAAAUCCUAAAGAAAGAAAUUGCCGCCUGA
This is a messenger RNA of Eimeria tenella, 887 nucleotides long. RefSeq names its product acetyltransferase domain-containing protein, putative. The transcript is spliced from 2 exons. Lineage: Eukaryota; Apicomplexa; Conoidasida; Eucoccidiorida; Eimeriidae. The record is from RefSeq and is a predicted model, not a curated record. Gene Ontology annotation, molecular function: histone H4 acetyltransferase activity; protein N-terminal-serine acetyltransferase activity; histone H2A acetyltransferase activity. Gene Ontology annotation, cellular component: nucleus. The annotation marks the transcript as partial.